AUGGUCUUGCGGUCGUCGAGGUUGGGCGGCCUGCAGCAGAUCCUCUGGCCCAGAUGGCUCGGGGUCUUCGAGGUCGUCGAUGUCUGUCGCGCUUGCGGUCGCCGAGGUUGGUCGGGCUUGCGAGGCUCCUUCGGCCUGGAAGGUGGGACGAACGCAGCCCUGCGGCUGCAGGACUCGUUGCGAAAGGGACGGACGCUGCCCGACUCAGGGGAAGACCGCUCGUCCUCGCCAGCGAUCGGGCUGCUCCGAUGGAGCCGGGCGCCCGCACCAGAAGGCCUCGGGGACUCCUCGGAGAGGUCUGAGGUCGACUCGGUGUCGCUCGUCGACUCGGUGUCGCUCGUCUGGCGGCUCAGUGCCUCGCUACUGACCAGCUCCACUCUUGGCAACUCGGGCGCCGAGAACACUUCGGCCACGCGCCAGCCCGACGUGCGGAUGUCGGGGCAAGACUCGGAGAUCCUCAAGCCGAGCCUCUUCAUCUGGAGAAGGUCGUGGAGAGUCACCGGAGGCCCAGGAGGAGGUCGCAACCCAUGA
Messenger RNA from Prorocentrum cordatum, 531 nucleotides. The record is from the annotation of a GenBank genome assembly. Lineage: Eukaryota; Dinophyceae; Prorocentrales; Prorocentraceae.